This is a messenger RNA of Trichosporon asahii var. asahii CBS 2479, 999 nucleotides long. Its product is annotated as aminopeptidase N. Gene Ontology annotation, biological process: peptide catabolic process; proteolysis. The coding region runs from base 1 to 999 and encodes 332 amino acids. Gene Ontology annotation, molecular function: zinc ion binding; metalloaminopeptidase activity; peptide binding. Lineage: Eukaryota; Fungi; Basidiomycota; Tremellomycetes; Trichosporonales; Trichosporonaceae. The record is from RefSeq and is a predicted model, not a curated record. Gene Ontology annotation, cellular component: cytoplasm. The transcript has a single exon.
AUGGACAACUCGCUCCUCAACCUCACUCGCGACGAGUGCGCUCACCGCAGCAAGGUCAUCGACCUCGAUACAUACCGCAUCGAGCUCGAUCUCCACGCCAUCGACGACCCGAAAACCACGACCUUCGCGUCUUCCUCGACUGUUGAGUUCACCCCAUCGGAGGACAAGACCUGGCUCGACCUCGUCGCUGACAGCGUCACCUCUGUUACUGUCAACGGAAAGGACCACCCGGACGAUGCCAAGGCGUACAACGGUGCGCGUGUGCCCAUCACAGGCCUCGAGGUCGGAAAGCACAACACCGUGACCGUCGUCGCUCAGUGCAAGUAUAGUCGUACCGGAGAAGGUCUUCACCGCUUCACCGACACUGCUGAUGGCAAGACGUACGCUUACACCCACUUUGAGCCAACAGAUGCUCGCCGAAUGUACGCCUGCUUUGAGCAGCCCGACCUCAAGGCUCGCAUCACCUUCGUUAUCACGGCGCCGAAAGCAUCCGGUGUCUUCAGCAACCAGGACGCCGUCAGCGACAAGCCGGGAGAUAACGACACUCACACCGUUACCUUCAACCCCACGCCUCCGCUUUCGACUUAUCUCACCUCCAUUGCUGUCGGCCCUUACUAUGUUGUCCGGGACGAAUUCAAGGAGGGCGACCUCAAGAUCCCUCUCGCCGCCAUUUGCCGCGAGUCGAUGAAGCAGUACCUCGACCCCAAGGAGGUUUUCCGGGUCACCAAGGCGGGCCUCACGUUCUUCAACGAUGCCUUCGGCUACACCUACCCUUGGGGCAAGUACGACUCGAUCUUCCUUCCAGAGUACAACAUUGGAGCAAUGGAGCACCCCGGACUCGUCACCUUCUCCGAGAACGCUUACAUCUUCCGCGGCACCCCGACGACGAUGCAGCGCGAGAACCUUGCCAACGUCAUCCUCCACGAGAUGACCCAUAUGUGGUUCGGCGAUCUUUCGACUCCUCGUUGGUGGAACGACACCUGGCUGAAGGAGAGGUGA